This is a messenger RNA of Solanum verrucosum, 402 nucleotides long. RefSeq lists its product as uncharacterized. The coding region runs from base 1 to 402 and encodes 133 amino acids. The record is from RefSeq and is a predicted model, not a curated record. The transcript has a single exon. Lineage: Eukaryota; Viridiplantae; Streptophyta; Magnoliopsida; Solanales; Solanaceae.
AUGGUUGUUCUUGAGCCAACAAUUUUUUGGGAAGCAAAGAAAGAUCCAAAAAGGAGAGUUACAAUGAAGGAGGAACUCACCAUGAUUGAGAAGAAUCAGAUAUGGAAAGUUGUGAAAAGACAUGACGAUAGGAAAGUCAUAGGAGUGAAGUGGAUUUUCAGAACCAAGUUAAAUGCAUAUGGCUCUAUAAACAAGCACAAAACCAGAGUAGUUGUAAAUGGGUAUGCUCAAAUUUUUGGUAUUGAUUUUUCUGAUACAUUUAUUCUUGUUGCUAGAUUAGAAACCACCAGAUUAUUAUUGGCUAUAGCUGCAAAAAAUGGUUUGAACGUGUAUCAGUUGGACGUUAAAUUUGCAUUCUUGAGGAGGAAAUUUAUGUUGAGGAACCUAAAGGAUUUGCAGUGA